Molecule: messenger RNA, 630 nt
Organism: Lachnellula hyalina
Lineage: Eukaryota; Fungi; Ascomycota; Leotiomycetes; Helotiales; Lachnaceae
Exons: 2
Coding region: 1-630 (209 amino acids)
Source: RefSeq, a predicted model, not a curated record
AUGAAUGAAGCACUGUGCUCUAUUCUCUGCGGGGAAAAUGAAUGGUGCUUUCAUACAGAAGGCCAAUCAAUCAAGUUCAACCAGGAUGGUACUGGCGAGUUAUGGUGCCGUUGCAAUUUCAACUAUUUCAUCGCCACAGAGCUCGAAUGGAAGAGCAUCGACCCCCCUAACCGCUCUACUCAAAUCGCAAGCUCCACCAGCAGCCUCACCCACACCAAACUCCCCCAACUCCUAGGCCAGCUCACCCUCGAAAUCACCCUCGUGAAACAGAUACCCCAACACGCACGAGCCUUUCUAUCAAGAAGCACCAUUCUCAACGAGCUAGGACUCAGAGAUGCUGCCUUUCGUCCUAAAUCCUACACCAUCAGGAUCGAGAAAGGCAAUUUCGUAGAGCCUUGUUGUAUUAGGGGUAUGAGCCCGUCUAUGCCGAGAUUCGCGCUUCGUUUGCUGUUUGAUACUUCGCCGUAUCCGCCCCGAGUGGAGUGGAGGGCGCCAGAGGGCGGGCCAGAUAGUAAUUGUUUUUGGGAGCAUAGAGAAUUUGUUGGGAGAGCCGCGCCAGAUUUGAGGAAGUCAGGGAGAGCUAUGAAUGAUUUUCCUACGGAGGGCUGGAACUCCUGCGUGGUGUCGUAG